Molecule: messenger RNA, 783 nt
Organism: Gorilla gorilla gorilla (western lowland gorilla)
Lineage: Eukaryota; Metazoa; Chordata; Mammalia; Primates; Hominidae
Gene: COX4I1
Product: cytochrome c oxidase subunit 4I1
Exons: 5
Coding region: 146-655 (169 amino acids)
Biological process (GO): mitochondrial electron transport, cytochrome c to oxygen
Cellular component (GO): respiratory chain complex IV
Source: RefSeq, a predicted model, not a curated record
CUUUUCCGCUCCACGGUGACCUCCGUGCGGCCGGGUGCGGGCGGAGUCUUCCUCGAUCCCGUGGUGCUCCGCGACGCGGCCUUGCUCUCUUCCGGUCGCGGGACACCGGGCGUAGAGGGCGGUCGCGGCGGGCAGUGGCGGCAGAAUGUUGGCUACCAGGGUAUUUAGCCUAGUUGGCAAGCGAGCCAUUUCCACCUCUGUGUGUGUACGAGCUCAUGAAAGUGUUGUGAAGAGCGAAGACUUUUCGCUCCCAGCUUAUAUGGAUCGGCGUGACUACCCCUUGCCCGAGGUGGCCCAUGUCAAGCACCUGUCUGCCAGCCAGAAGGCCUUGAAGGAGAAGGAGAAGGCCUCCUGGAGCAGCCUCUCCAUGGAUGAGAAAGUCGAGUUGUAUCGCAUUAAGUUCAAGGAGAGCUUUGCUGAGAUGAACAGGGGCUCGAACGAGUGGAAGACGGUUGUGGGCGGUGCCAUGUUCUUCAUCGGUUUCACCGCGCUCGUUAUCAUGUGGCAGAAGCACUAUGUGUACGGCCCCCUCCCGCAAAGCUUUGACAAAGAGUGGGUGGCCAAGCAGACCAAGAGGAUGCUGGACAUGAAGGUGAACCCCAUCCAGGGCUUAGCCUCCAAGUGGGACUACGAAAAGAACGAGUGGAAGAAGUGAGAGAUGCUGGCCUGCGCCUGCACCUGCUCCUGGCUCUGUCACCGCCAUGCAACUCCAUGCCUAUUUACUGGAAACCUGUUAUGCCAAACAGUUGUACCACUGCUAAUAAAUGACCAGUUUACCUGAAA